GGAAACCCCCAUCAUCCCAUGUGCGCUUCAAAACCCAGAUCCACUCAAAAUUUAACGUACAAAACACGACCCACCUCCUUUCCAAAAAAUGAUGGACCACAAAAGCCCUCAUCACGCAAAAAUCAUUAUCAUGUAGCUUAAUUUGCUCAACACACCAAAAUGGAGACGUCGAGGACGAGAAAAGAUCCGACCAAUACUGUGACCAAACCCAAUCCUCACCCUCCCCGCCGUCACCUCCACCAAAAAUCACAAACACUACCACCCUCACCCACCCACUCCUUCCAUUCCUCCUCCUCCUCCUCCGACUUCGAGUUCACCAUAUCUCUCUCCCCUCGCAAAUCCUCCAACGCCCUCUGCCCCGCCGACGAGCUCUUCUACAAGGGCCAGAUCCUCCCUCUCCACCUCUCCCCUCGCCUCUCCAUGGUCCGCAACCUCCGCCUCCCCUCCUCCGCAUCCUACUCUUCCUUCUCCGACACCACCACGUCGCGUGACUCCACCGGCAGCUCCUCCAACGAGUCACGUGACUCCACCUCCUCUUUUGCCAGCGACCUCGUACUCUUGGCCGACCAGUCAUGCGACUCCUCCCGCCGCCCCAGCUCCGUCGCAGAGGAAAACAACGAGGACUCGUUGUUCAAGCGCGCCUUCAACUACAACAACAACAAGUACGUGAGCGUCCACUCCAACGACAGCGUUUCGAAGAAGAAGUACUUUUCCUUGUCGAGAUUCUCCUCCGUGUUUAAGAAGGAGCCGAAAGUACAGACGAACAACACGACAGAUCCUUACAACAACGCCGCCAACCCCGCCACGGCGGGACUCGGGUCUAACAAUGCAGUGAAACCUAAACGCAGGAGCACUACUGCCAAGGAGGUUAUUGGUAAGUACUUGAAGAAGGUGAAGCCCUUGUAUGAAAAACUCUCCCAAAAACAACAACAACAACAACAACAAAAGAUGGGGGGAGGAGGAGGAGGAUUGGGGAUCAUGACCACAACAUCAAUAUCAACACCGAAAACAUCCGAUAAAUGCACGGCGGCGACGGCGAGGAACAAUAAUACAGAUUGUGGUUCUAAUAAUCAUGUAUUAGUUUCUCAUUCCUUCUCGGGUAACCUCAGGUACCCAAGAAGAAGAGAGUGCAUUUCUAGCUGCCCUUCUUCAAUGCGGGGAUCCCCGAGCCGCUCUGGGGUUCUUUCCCGCACUUUGGGUCCAACGGGCUCGGGUGGUGGCGGCGCUAGUAGUAGCACGUCAUCGUACGGCGACAGAUCAUCGAUGGAGGAGCUUCAGAGUGCAAUUCAAGGCGCAAUUGCUCAUUGCAAGAACUCCUUGGUUCAUGGCAAGAGCACUACAACAAUGGUCGGUCAUGAGAUUUGAGAUCCAAGUUAAUUAAUUAAAUGUAAAAUAAUUAAUUAUUUUGUUUGACUAAUUAGAUCUCAAGCUAAUUGUAAGUGUUUGCAUCUCUAUGUUUGUUUCCAAGAGAGAGCUAGGUCAGCUGAAAAGCUGCAUGCAUGCAUGAUGAUUCGAGGACUUAUGUGAAAUAAGUGUACUAUCAUUAUCAUUGUAGUGUUUUGAUUCAAUACUAUA
Messenger RNA from Pyrus x bretschneideri (Chinese white pear), 1575 nucleotides. Its product is annotated as probable membrane-associated kinase regulator 1. The record is from RefSeq and is a predicted model, not a curated record. Gene Ontology annotation, molecular function: kinase inhibitor activity. Lineage: Eukaryota; Viridiplantae; Streptophyta; Magnoliopsida; Rosales; Rosaceae. The transcript has a single exon. Gene Ontology annotation, cellular component: plasma membrane. The coding region runs from base 160 to 1365 and encodes 401 amino acids.